CGCAGCUCCCUCUUGCUGCAUCGUGAUCUCGCCGAUGCGGAGAGACGCUUGCCGAAGCGGGGUCACCUUCUGUCAUUGCAACAAAACGCUGAAUUGUUUACAAUCUACCUUAUUGCUGGAUUACUGCAUCUCGCACCAGGUCACCUCCGUCAGAUUUGGUGGAAGGCUGCCGGCACCUGAGUUUAUGGAAACCUGAUUUUCCAGGUGGAGAAGUGCAUGAAGAUCCCAGUGCUACUGCAGACACUUCCAGCAUCCAGUCCACUUUGUCACUUCCAGCAUAAUGUCUGGCACCUACGAAGAACCGGCUGGCCUAGAUGAUGCCACAGACAGCUUCUGGGAGGUGGGGAACUACAAACGCUGUGUGAAGAGAAUUGACGAUGGCCACCGUCUCUGCAAUGACCUCAUGAACUGCCUCCACGAAAGGGCCAAAAUUGAGAAGGCCUACAGCCAGCAGUUGACUGACUGGUCCAAGAGAUGGAGACAGCUAAUUGAGAAAGGGCCCCAGUAUGGCUCAGUAGAGCGGGCCUGGCUGGCAGUGAUGACUGAGGCAGACAAGGUGAGCGAGCUACACCAGGAGGUGAAGAACGGUUUGCUCAAUGAGGACCUGGAGAAGGUGAAGAACUGGCAGAAGGACUCCUACCACAAGCAGAUGAUGGGUGGCUUCAAGGAGUCAAAAGAGGCAGAUGAGGGCUUCAAAAAAGCCCAAAAACCCUGGGCCAAGAAGCUGAAAGAGAUGGAGACGGCCAAGAAAACCUACCACAUGGCCUGCAAGGAGGAGAAACUGGCAGCCACCCGGGAGGCCAAUGGCAAGGCCGACGCGUCCAUCACCCCCGACCAGCAGAAGAAGCUCCACGAGAAGGUGGACAAGUGCAAACAGGAUGUGCAAAAGGCCAAGGAGAAGUAUGAGAAGUCUCUGGAGGAGCUGGGAAAGUGCACGCCCCAGUACAUGGAGAACAUGGAGCAGGUAUUCGACCUGUGUCAGCAGCUGGAGGUGAAGAGGCUGACCUUCCUGAAGGAGGUCCUUCUGGACAUCAAGCGCCACCUCAACCUCACAGAGAACCAAAACUAUGCCACAGUGUACCGGGAGCUGGAGCGCACCAUCCUGGCAGCGAACACACAGGAGGACCUGAAGUGGUUCAGCAACAAUCACGGCCCUGGCAUGCCCAUGAACUGGCCACAGUUUGAGGAGUACAACCCAGACCUCACCCACACGAUCACCAAGAAGGAGAAGGUAAAGAAGACCAAUGAGGGGGUGACGCUGACCAAUGUCACCCAAGGAGGAGACCAACUGGCACAGGCCGGUGAUCGGGGGAGUGUGAGCAGCUAUGAGAAGAGCCAGACAUACCAGACGGAGUGGUCAGAUGACGAGCAGCCUGCCUCCAACUCAGGCAAUGAGACAAACGGGGGGGCCAACCCCUUCGAGGAGGAUUCGGGCAACGGGAAGGGCAUGCGCGUGAGGGCGCUCUAUGACUACGAUGGGCAGGAGCAGGAUGAACUCACCUUCAAAGCCGGGGAUGAGCUGACCAAGUUGGAGGAUGAGGAUGAUCAAGGCUGGUGUAAAGGUCGCCUAGCCAACGGGCAGUUGGGGUUGUACCCGGCCAAUUACGUGGAGUCAAUCUAGUCACCAUAGAAGAGGAGGACACCUUAUUAGAGGCAGCUCAGACUGUACCAUCCAAUCAUACUGCACAUAGCCAGAGACUCCAGAAUAACACUUCCCUUGCCAGAUAGAUCGCCCAGUCAGUAGACACAAUCUUACGUAAAAAAAGGCAGUAUAUUUAGUAUAUGUUAAUCCAUUUUGGGACAUGGGGGAAUCCAAACAACAAUAAAAAAACAUUCAUACAGUAUUUAUUCCAGAAUAUAUAUGAAUAUAUCACCAUUCAAGCAAGUGCAGGGAAACAUUUUGCGUUUUUGUGUAGCCGUGUUCAAUAUAAAUUUUGUGCAGCUGAUAUGACAUUUGUGUAGCGGUAUGUUCUCCUAUAACAAUGAGUAUUAUGUAGUUGAUGACACCCGUGUAGCCAGAAUGAGCUAUGCAAUGUGAAUUGUGUAAAAUUGAUGACAGUUUGUGUAGCAGUCUUGAUGCUAUGCGUGUACAGUCUUCAUUCUUGCAUUGGUAUUCCUGUGUAGCGUUACCAAAAAAAAAAGGCGCUAUACAAUGCUUUUUUCUUUCUUUCACUGUGGUUUUGGUCACAUUCCUGUUACCGGUGAGUGCUAUACGAUGUGUUGUUUAUCUCUGUGUUUGAUUCUGCAAGCAGCAUGUGCUAUGCAACACACAUUAAGUGCAUCUAGGUGACAUCCUGUCAAACCGUACCCGCAGGAUUGCAACACUUAACCAUGUGACCAAAGGGGGUGGGACAGGGCAAAGGGCCUAUCCAAUACAGGCAUGGUGCUCAUGGAUUGCUCAUGCCUUUGUCCACCCAACUGAUACCGUUCACAGAGAGAAGAUAGUAUGCUGUACAAAUGACAGAGCUCUCAGAAAUCUUUCACCUCCUCUGUCAAGGUUCUUUCUCAGAAAGCCCAGUUUUGUUUUCUUUAUAUGUAGGGUUAGUUUCUGGGAGGCAGCUUUUUCAGCUGGAUAUGUUUGAGAUUCAGGUGCACAGGAGUAAAGAGUUGGGUUUGGGUGAGGGGUUGUAAUAUUAUUUUUUUCAGGUUAGCAGUCACACAUAGGCUGGACGUUCAGAAUACGGUACUCAGAUCAUGGACACAGAUCUGAUGCACUGUCAUCUUUCAUUUUGUCCAGAGAUAUGUGUUUACCAUCAGUACUGCCCACAAUUUCUUUAAAAAGAACCUGCCCACAUAUUAUAUGCACACUUUUGUAGAGGCCUGGAUGGCAGUACUGAAUGGAAGUCUAAUGGGGAAUUUUGGUGCAGCCAUUUUGAUAUUGCUCGGAAGUCAGCCCUAAACCGUGAGUUCAUGUCUCAAAAUGGAAUGGCCUGAGCCGUGUCUCUAGGACAGGAGAGUAUUGCAGCUGUCGCUAUGCUGAUGCACUCUGAUGUGUUCGCCCUACUUUUAUCUCUUUCCCUGACUGUUGUGUGUGGCAUGCUUGUGCUUCAGGCAGCAGCAUCCAGAGAAAGCUGUAAUAGGGAAUACUCUCAGAUAUAGAUGAGACGCACCUCGCGAUGCGUCCGCCAAUAAUCUCACAGAGCAGUCUCCUUAACACUGUCUUCCACUCACUAGCUCUGAAUGAAUGCCAGCUCGGCGUGUUGCUUAAUUACGCGUGGUGAAGGUGCGGGGAAGGGGGGACUUGAUGGGUCUGGUUGUUGAGGGUUUGGGGGGGUCAGUGGUGGUGUGUAGGCUGGGAGCGGGUUUGCUUUUUGACAUGAGCCAAAGAAAGACUGAAAAACCCCCUGCUUCAGGUCUGCUCGUGAAACAAUGACCUCAUGAAUCCACGUCUCUCCACAUAAAGAUAAUCUCAUUUCUCACACUUGCUCAUGGGCUCUUUUUCCUUAACUUCCUCCCCCUCUGAAUGAAGGCUGGGGGUGGGGAGAGGGGAGGGGGGCAAUGGGAUGUCACAGCAGACCGGGUGGGGGACCGGCUGUCAUGGACACAAAGCAUUUCUUAAUGCUUAAUUUUGUCCCUUUGCAUUUGGUGCCCCUCCAGACAGUUGGCAUCCCUCCAGGCAGGUGGUGCCCUAGGUGGUUGGUUUUAUGGCCUAUGCCGAGAACCAGCCCUGCCCUCGAGACUGGGACUUCCUGUGACUUCAGUACUCUGACACUCACCCUUAUUUCCACUCUGUUAUUUUACAACAGAGACUCAUUAUGUUCUAGAGAUUAUCCAGCCACAGGGCUGGACAUUUACUACCUUGGGCAAGGGUGCGGCCGCUGCUUCUCACCCUGGGAUACUCAAAGUCCACAUUCUACUGUUUACCUUGUCACGCUGCAAAGCCUCUGUUAGAAUCUCUCUUCUACCUGCCUUUUAUGUAUGCCCGUUUACUGCAAAUUCAGGUUCUGUGUAUUAUGUACUAAUCGAAUGAAAUCCAAGACAUUUCUGCUUUUUUUCUAAAUAUCACAGCUGUUAAAAGGCACAAUUGACUUCCAAUCACAUUGUAUGAAGGUGUUCACUACAAAAUUGUAGUAUUGCACUGCAUAUAAGAGGCUAAUAAGGAGAAUAUCCGCCCCACAAACUGAGCUUCUCCACUUUCCCCUUCAUAUCUCACCUGUAAAACCAAGAUGUUCCAUCUCAGUGCUUCAACGAUUCAUUCAAAUAUACAUGGAAAAACUUAGGCAUUAGGAUAAGCUUUGCAUUUUGCCAGCAUGUCUGCAGGGACUAAAAUAUAAGUAUGUUCCAUAUAAUGAGAAGACAGAUAUCAGACGGUUUCUCUGAACUGACUACUCUCUGAAUCAGCUGCAAUGGUGAAGGGGAAUACUGUACCUAAGUCACAGAGUGUGAGUGAUUUCACGUGCCCCAAGUGAUUGGUGCAAUAAGCAUUGAAGUAGAUGUUCAUGUGCUGCAUUAUUAACUAUGGGAGAUUAUAUACUGACUGUCUCAGCAUAAUGUGGGACCACAUUACCAGCUCUACCUACAGUACACAUAUUUCAUGUCUUAGUGUAAGCUCUAUCCAGUGUAAGAAUAUGAUUCCUAGCCCACCCCCUCCCCCUCCCUAGCACAUAUUUACACACAGAGCUGCACCUGGGACAGAACUUUGGGAAAAUAAAAAAAUCUUUAUUGUGCUCUGUCUGUAUGAAUUGUGUGUAUUUAGCUAAACAAAAGACAAAAAAGUUGCAAGUUAUUGAAGAAUAAAGACAAAAUGUAGUGUCUUACUUGAAAAUGUGCUAUACAUACCUGAGAAAAAAGAGAAAAGCAAUGGUAAACUAGUAGGUUCCAUUCUAUAUUUAUUUAAAUUGCAAUGGAAUUGUAAACCUAUCAGAGCGUGCAGUUGUCUCACGCUGUUUGAUUUGUAUAUGAUGAUGUAUUUUAAAGAAUAUAUUAUAUUGUAAGUGUACAAUUGUGUGGAGCUAAAAUGAAAUGCAACUACAAUAAGCAGUAAAAAGGUGUAUAUGUAAA
This is a messenger RNA of Conger conger (European conger), 5001 nucleotides long. Its product is annotated as protein kinase C and casein kinase substrate in neurons protein 1-like. Gene Ontology annotation, molecular function: protein binding; phospholipid binding. Gene Ontology annotation, biological process: regulation of endocytosis; positive regulation of dendrite development; cytoskeleton organization. The coding region runs from base 281 to 1621 and encodes 446 amino acids. The record is from RefSeq and is a predicted model, not a curated record. NCBI's taxonomy places the organism in Eukaryota, Metazoa, Chordata, Actinopteri, Anguilliformes, Congridae. The transcript is spliced from 11 exons. Gene Ontology annotation, cellular component: plasma membrane; endosome; cytoplasm.